AUGGCGGCGUCAGGCCCCACGGGAGGUUGUCUGCGGCGUUGCCUGCGAGUUCCUCCCUGCCUGAGGCCGGAAGAAGUCAGGCGCUCUUGGGGCAGCCCGCCGGCCCCUCAGGCUGGGUCCUUGCGGCUCGCGGCCAGGGGGCGGAGCCUCCUCGGGCCAAUCAGAGGGAAGGGGCGGGGCUUCCCGCCCGAGCCGCAGAAGAUGCCGGCGUUGGCCUUCCCGGCAUCCUUCGCGGCGGCUUUCCCGGCAUCCUUCGCGGUGGGCCUGGAUGGCCAACCCUGGGCCCAGCCCUUGCCCUGGCUUCUGGUCCUCGUUACUGUUCUCUAUUUGGGCUACUACUGGGCAUGUAUCCCUCAGAAGCCGCGGCUGGUGGCCGGGCCACCGUUCCGGGCCUUCCUGGAGCAGCACUGCCCUGUCACCGGAGACACUUUCUACCCCACCCCUUGGUGCUUCGAGGGGCGACUGCAGACCGUCCUCCGUGCUCUGUUGCAGUCACGAGCCCCCGUCUCCUACCAGAGCGAGGUGCUCCGGACCCCCGACGGGGGACAGCUGCUGCUGGACUGGGCCAGGGAACCUGAGGACGGCCCCUACCCCGACCCGGCCACCCGGCCCACGGUGUUGCUUCUCCCAGGCAUCACGGGCAGCAGCCAAGCCACCUACAUCCUGCACCUGGUGAACCAGGCUACUCGGGAUGGCUACCGGGCCGUCGUGUUUAAUAACCGGGGCUGCCGGGGGGAGGAACUGCUGACUUACAGGGCUUUCUGCGCCGCCAACACGGAGGACCUGGAGACGGUCGUGGCCCACGUGAAACGCCGCCAUCCCCACUCUCCGCUGCUGGCCGUGGGCAUCUCGAUGGGCGGGAUCCUGGUGCUGAACUACUUGGCCCGCCGCGGCGCGUCGGCGGGGCUGACGGCAGCUCUCACCCUGUCUGUGUGCUGGGACUCUUUCGAGACCAUGCGCUCCCUCCAGACCCCGCUCAACGGGCUGCUCUUCAACCAGCACCUCACGGCGGGGCUCUGCCGCAUCGUGGGACGUCACAGGAAGGUGAUGGAGGGAAAGGUGGAUGUGGACUAUGUGCUGAAGGCCCGGACCAUCCGCCAGUUUGAUGAGCGGUACACCACGGUGGCCUUCGGCUACAAGGACUGUGACACCUACUACUCCGCGUCCAGCCCAGCGGCCAAGGUGAAAGCCAUCCGGGUCCCCGUCCUGUGCCUCAGUGCGGCCGAUGACCCGUUCUCCCCAGCCCGUGCGGUCCCGGUGCAGGCCGCCAGGCACCUGCCCCACGUCGCUCUGCUGGUCACGGCCCGCGGCGGCCACAUCGGCUUCGUCGAAGGCUUGAUCCCCCGCCGGGACUGGUUUAUGAGCCGGCUCUUUCACCAGUUCGCUGCCGCCGUCUUCGAGAAUCCAGGGGCCCUGCAGGAGCUCAGUCUUCCCCGCACUGCCACCCUCUGAGGUCAGGGAGGGCCACGGGGUGCGGACUGCUCAAUUAAAACUCAACUCCUCUUA
Messenger RNA from Tachyglossus aculeatus (Australian echidna), 1506 nucleotides. RefSeq names its product abhydrolase domain containing 1 (gene ABHD1). Gene Ontology annotation, molecular function: acetylesterase activity; monoacylglycerol lipase activity. Gene Ontology annotation, biological process: medium-chain fatty acid catabolic process; medium-chain fatty acid biosynthetic process. The record is from RefSeq and is a predicted model, not a curated record. Bases 1 to 1452 code for a protein of 483 amino acids. Lineage: Eukaryota; Metazoa; Chordata; Mammalia; Monotremata; Tachyglossidae. The transcript has 9 exons.